Messenger RNA from Beta vulgaris subsp. vulgaris (sugar beet), 2172 nucleotides. RefSeq lists its product as uncharacterized. Bases 448 to 1449 code for a protein of 333 amino acids. The transcript is spliced from 2 exons. Lineage: Eukaryota; Viridiplantae; Streptophyta; Magnoliopsida; Caryophyllales; Amaranthaceae. The record is from RefSeq and is a predicted model, not a curated record.
AGAGAAUAUGAUGUAUGGUUUAGUAAAUACCCACAGUUAGACCAAUGGUCCUUACCUCACAGUAUUUAUAUUCUGUCACAUGUAUUUUCAUGGGAUCAUGUGACUGCCUUGUAUAGGUGGACACUAUUUUGUCUGGUAGUUUUUGUAGGGUUGUUUUUGUUUUGUCUAUAGUGCUUUCUCUUAGUGAUAUAUAUAGAUAGAAAUGGAGUAAUGUAGGGCAAGAGAGAAAAAUACACACUGUAAAGAGGCACAGCCGCAAGAAGUGAAUGAGAAUGAAAUCAAUGGCAAUCUGCCAGUUGAAACAAUUCUAUCUUAUUUGUUAAAUAUUAAUUUAACAAAGAUUAAAACUUUCUUUAUGGUAUCAGAGCAACAAGGUCAAUAAGGAUCUUGAAACAACUCAAAAAUACAUUCAAAAAUUUAAUCUUUCUUUGCCAAGCAUCAGCACUGAUGGCAGCAAAAGGAGCAAAGGAGAACAAAGAAGAAAAGGAGAUAGCAGGAUAUCAUGACCCUUACUAUCUAUCCUCUGCGGACAACCACACAAUGCAAGUUGGAACCUUGAUGUUCACAGGAGGUAAUUAUUUAAACUGGAGUAGAAGUGCUAAAAUGGGUUUAGCAUCUAAAAACAAAAUGGGUUUCAUUAAUGGAAAAUUGUCCAAGCCUAGCACAGAUUCACCAGAUUAUUUUAAAUGGGAUAGAAAUGACAAUAUGAUUAGAUGUUGGAUUUUGAAAUCACUUAAAGAGAGUAUAGCUGCUAGUCUCAUGAAUGUUAAGUCUGCUAAGGAUUUGUGGGAAGAAAUUGCAGAGAGAUAUGCUCAGAGCAAUGCUCCACAAAUCUAUCAGUUAAAGAAGAAAUUAAGUGAUUUAGAGCAGAAUGAUAUGAGUGUGUGUGAUUACUACUGCAAACUAAGAGAAUAUUGGGAUCAGCUUAGUGACUUGGAGGCUAUACCGGAAUGUAGUUGUGGUGCAAUGGUGAAGUGCAGUUGCAACAUUGAGAAGAAAAUCAUGGAGAUGCAAGAGAGAGCUAGGCUGAAUGAUUUUUUGAUGGGAUUGAAUGGAAAAUAUGAGAAUAUGAGAGGGAAUAUCCUAGGGAUGGAUCCGCUGCCUAGUGUAAACAGAGCUUAUCACUUAGUGCAGCAGAUAGAAGCUCAAAAACAAAUGACAGAAGGAGUUUAUCAUGUGAGUGAUAUGAGUGCAUUAAAUGUACACAAGCACAGUGUGUCCCUUGGACCCCUUGAGCACUUCCAGAGGAAGGAUUAUAAGCAGAAGAUCUUGGAGAAGGCCAAGUUGAAAUGUGAUCAUUGUGGGAUGAGAGGGCAUGUUAAGGAAGGAUGCUACAAGAUCAUUGGAUAUCCAUCAAAGUUUCAAGAGAGAGGGAAGCCAAGAGGAGGAAUGAGGUAUGCAGCAAAUGUUGGUAAGCAAGAAGGAAGCAUAUCUGGAGACACCUUUUGAUGAGAAUGCAGGGGAUGGAAGCAUGAAACAAGAUGAGGGAUACAUUUCAGCAAUUGUUCAGCAAGUAAUGAAGGUGAUGUCUGAAAAACAACAAGCAUCUAGCAGUCAAUCAAGCAACUUUGCAGGACCCUACUGAAAAGAAAACAAUAGCCUAUGGAAGACAGGUGAAUGGUCUUUACAAGUUGUGCAUGGAUGUGAAGAAAGGGAUGGAAAGAGAAGGCAAGGAGGAUGAAGUCAAAGAGAUAGGAGUUAGUUGUAAUUCAAUGACUGUUAAAAGAAAACUUAGUUUGAAAACAAUUCAUGCUAGACUAGGGCAUGGCUCAUUGUCUAAGCUUAAGCACUUAAGUUUUUGUGAUUGUAAGAAUGUUCAGGUUUUGAUUGUGAUACAUGUUGUGUGGCUAAACAUCACAGGCUGCCUUUGCCUCUUAGUAUUAAUAUAGCUAGCAAGAUUUUUGAACUUAUUCAUGUUGAUUUGUGGGGGCCCUACAAGGUGCCAAAUAUAUCAGGUGCAAGAUACUUUCUUACUAUAGUUGAUGACUAUAGUAGAGUAACUUGGACUCAUCUUCUGAAAACCAAGGAUGAAGUUCAACAUCUUAUUGCUAGAUUCCUAGCUAUUGCUGAAAAUCAGUUUCAAAGCAAGGUUAAAAUAGUGAGAAGCGAUAAUGGAACAGAAAUAGUGAGAAAGGAAUGUGAUUUGCUUUUUGGUAAACAAGGGAUUGUUCA